AUGCUGGUGAAGAAGACACAUUUGAUCCGAUCGUUGGUGUUGGGUAGUAUAAUAAUACUAUUUGUAUAUUUUUCUAGUCAAACCGAAAGUGUUAUAUCAUUGACUAAGGAAGAUGUUAAGGAUGUGGGAUUGGGAGUGGAAGUGUCCGUGCCCGAAGUAAAACAAGUAGUGGAGGAACAGGCUCCAGUGGAAACAAAACUAUACGACACAAUUAUGCCCAUGAUGCCUGAUCUCGAGACUAAACAAGAGUUGGGUAGAGUUUCUUGGAAGUAUUUCCAUACCGUGUUGGCACGUUUCCCUGAACGUCCUACUAUGGAGCAACGUGACAAACUGAAGGAGUUUAUCACGUUGUAUGCCGAGUUAUAUCCGUGUGGGGAAUGUUCGUAUCAUUUUGUGAAAUUGAUAUCCAAGUAUCCUGUGCAGACGAGCAGUCGUAUUGCAGCAUCGAUGUGGGGGUGUCAUGUACAUAAUAUGGUUAAUGAAUAUUUGAAGAAAGAUGAGUAUGACUGUAGUACCAUUUUGGAGGAUUAUGACUGUGGGUGUGGUUCGGACGAAGGAACGCGUGAAUCCCAAAUGAGUAUUGAAAAUGAAGAUCGUCAAUUGGGAGGGUAG
This is a messenger RNA of Henningerozyma blattae CBS 6284, 612 nucleotides long. It is a transcript of the gene ERV2, whose product is annotated as flavin-linked sulfhydryl oxidase. Bases 1 to 612 code for a protein of 203 amino acids. Gene Ontology annotation, cellular component: mitochondrion. Gene Ontology annotation, molecular function: flavin adenine dinucleotide binding; flavin-dependent sulfhydryl oxidase activity. The transcript has a single exon. Lineage: Eukaryota; Fungi; Ascomycota; Saccharomycetes; Saccharomycetales; Saccharomycetaceae. The record is from RefSeq and is a predicted model, not a curated record.